Jaculus jaculus (lesser Egyptian jerboa) is the source of this 570-nucleotide messenger RNA. Its product is annotated as IQ domain-containing protein F1. Gene Ontology annotation, molecular function: calmodulin binding. Gene Ontology annotation, cellular component: acrosomal vesicle. Gene Ontology annotation, biological process: positive regulation of acrosome reaction. The record is from RefSeq and is a predicted model, not a curated record. The transcript has 3 exons. NCBI's taxonomy places the organism in Eukaryota, Metazoa, Chordata, Mammalia, Rodentia, Dipodidae. Bases 1 to 570 code for a protein of 189 amino acids.
AUGGUGGAGGAGGAGCAGCAGCCUAAAGAUGUCAGUGCACUCACGAACAAUGACAGUGGCCCUCAGGAGGGGAUAAUGCCUACAACUCCAUCCUCAGCACCAACGACCCCUGGGAAGGAGGCAGAGUCCCAAGAAAACCCGAAGCUCUUCGACAAGGACACCGCAGUGGUAAAGAUCCAGGCGUGGUGGCGCGGUACGCUGGUCCGCCGGUCGCUGCUGCACGCGGCUCUGAGCGCUUGGGUCAUCCAGGGCUGGUGGCGGCUGAUGCUGGCCAGGGCAGCCGAGAAGAGGAGGCAGGGUCUGCUGGACGUCUUUCAACAGGAGGAGUGGGCGGCGGUCAAGCUGCAGUCCUGGGUCCGCAUGUGGCGAGUCCGCAGGUGCUACUGCCGGGUGCUCAGCGCUGUCCGAGUGAUCCAGGCCCACUGGAGGUGCCACACCUGUGUUUCGCAGGGCCUCAUCAAGGGACAAUACCAAGCCACAUCCGGCCAGCUACAUCUUGAGCUGGAGAUCUUGCAAGGCUCACGCCCUUGCUAUGUGUCGGAGUGUAUUCCCCUCCCAAUAAAGCAAUGA